Molecule: messenger RNA, 1056 nt
Organism: Plasmodium gallinaceum
Lineage: Eukaryota; Apicomplexa; Aconoidasida; Haemosporida; Plasmodiidae
Product: secreted ookinete protein, putative
Exons: 8
Coding region: 1-1056 (351 amino acids)
Source: RefSeq, a predicted model, not a curated record
AUGAUAUUGUUCAUUUCUAAAAUAUUACAUUCUUUAUUAUUAUUAUUACUUUUUUUUAAAGAACGAAUUAAAUGUGAUACAAAUAAUUUAAGUUUUCCUGAAUGCGAUGUUUCAAUUGAUUCAGCAAUUUGUAUUAAUAAUGGACAAAAAAUUUUACUACCUGAAUCAAAGCCAUAUGGAAUAUCUGCACAUAUAAGCUUUGAUAGCAUCCAUCCGGUUGAUUCCAGUGGAAACCGUAACCAUGCUAUUGGAAAAUUUUUUGCUUCAACAGGAUUUGGGGGUAUUGGAAAUUCAUCUCUAUUCAGAAAAAAUUACAUUUACAUAAAUCAUUCAGAUGAAUAUUUUAAAAGUGUUGAUUUUUCCUAUACAUUUUUUAUCUAUUUGUUGGAAGAUGAUAUUUCUUUAAAAAAUAACAUGGAUGAAAAAUUUUGUCCAAUAAUACACAAGGGUAUUAUAAAAGAUAAGAUACAGGAAUCUUCUCCUGCUAUAUUAAUAAAUGCAAAAAAUGGAAGAAUAAAAAUAGUUUUAAGUACUUCUUCUAGCAUAAAUUCUGCUGGCGAAGAAUUUUUGAGCAAUUUUAAAUUAAGACAUCAUCAAUGGUAUCAUAUUGCUGUUGUUAGGCAUAUUAAUCAUGUAAGACUUUUUGUUGAUGGAAUUCUUGAUUCUAGUUUUUUGACAGAAGGAAUAACAAAAACAAAUGAUUUUCCUAUAUAUAUAGGAGGUGCACCAUAUUCAAUAGAUGUAUGCGAUUUUCCAUUUUUACUUGAUGAAUUAAAAAUUUAUAACAUAAGUAUAGGUGUAGAUCAAAUUCAAAGUGAAGCAUCAGCAACAUUAAAUGGGUUAGAACCAUCUUUUGUUUAUUUUGGGUGUUAUCAUUGUGAUAUAAAUAGUGCAAUUUUAUCUUGUCCUAAUAAUUAUCACUUAUGUAAUAAAGUGGAACUUUUCAUUGGUGUUUAUAAUAUUAUGAGAAAAUUUUCUUUGAAUAUUAAUAACAUUAUAUUACCCUUUUCUCCAGAAAAUCAUGUAGGAAUAGGAAUUUGUUGUGCAGAUAUAUAA